GGCUUUUAUUGUGACAGCAAGACUUUUACCCGGAAAAAAAACCCUACUGAUAGAAGCAAAACAUUGAUCGUCUGUAAAGUCCAAGGUCCAGGUAGCUGACUUUGUGAUGUUGAGGAGUGUAUACAGGUGCCUUAGGACCAAUCCUGUCGCUGGACAGAGGAGCAUGUCUCAGAGCAGUCUUGCUGGAAAGAUAGCCAUAGUCACAGCCUCAACAGAUGGAAUCGGCCUGGCUGCAGCUCAGGCUCUGGGAAAGAGGGGAGCGCAUGUGGUGGUGAGCAGCCGGCGGCAGGCCAACGUGGACCAAGCCGUCGCUCUGCUGCAGAGCCAGAGCAUCCAGGUGACCGGGACCACCUGCAAUGUUGGCAAGGAAGAAGACAGAGAAAAACUGGUUCAGCUGACUCUGGAUCAGUGCGGGGGGAUCGAUAUCCUGGUAUCAAACGCAGCGGUCAAUCCGUUCUUUGGAAACAUAAUGGACACAUCAGAGGAAGUUUGGGACAAGAUCAUGGCUGUAAAUGUGAAAUCAGCAUUCCUCAUGACGAAGCUGGUGGUGCCUCACAUGGCCCAGAGAGGAGGUGGUAACGUGGUGUUUGUGUCUUCUGUGGCGGGAUACCAACCGAUGCCGGGUCUCGGUGCUUACAGCGUGAGUAAGACAGCUCUGCUGGGUCUGACCCGGGCUCUGGCUCCUGAGCUGGCCCAAGAAAACAUACGAGUCAACUGCGUGGCCCCCGGAGUCAUCAAGACACGCUUUAGCUCCUCGUUAUGGAAGAAUGAAGACAUCAUGGAUGGUUUCAAACAGAAUAUGAGUAUUAAAAGAGUCGGAGAACCAGAGGAGAUCGGAGGAGUGAUCGCCUUCCUGUGCACUGACGAGGCUUCUUACAUCACGGGAGAAACCGUCACAGCUACUGGAGGGAUCGGCUGUCGACUCUGAGCAGUCCCCAACAAAACCAUUAAAAGGGCACUUGAUCGGUUCCACUCCUGUUUAUUGAUACUGGCAGAUGAUUGUGUUUCUUUGAAGAUGUAGUGUUGUAGUCAAGACCACACUAACCAAGACCAAGACUUACCCGAGACCGGAGCGCUCAAAGACCGAGACGUUAAGGGAUCGAGACCAAGUCAAGACCAAGACCAUAAAUACCACUGAAGAAUCCUCAUCUUGUGUGCAGCGGGAGUGACACUCAUGGGAAUGUUGCUGCCGUAACCGUGGGAUACAAAUCAAACUGCGAAUGAAUUGAAGAUACGUGUUCUUUUAGAAAGAGGCGUUUUCCUUCUGAUCACAGUGGAGGUCUUGAUUUAAAAUCCUGACUCACUCAGCCCAGUCCGAGACCGAGACCUUCAAAAAGUGGUCUUGAGACCAAGACCGAUUUUGAAUACUACAAAAAACAAAAAUGUAUAAUUAGUUUUUCCAAAUAUCUGUGUACAGUAACAGGAAGUAUCAACUGUGAUGUUAUUUUUUACAUUUUAUGUGAUAAGCUGAUUUCUAAAUAAACGGGAUGUUUUAUUUUUAAUGAUCUUCAGUCACUGUUUGACGGCAGAAUGAUCGAAAACGUACUUGAAUCAAACAUUUUUAUCUUUGAAGGAUCAUAAUAAAAUUGAAAAAUAUACAA
Messenger RNA from Labrus bergylta (ballan wrasse), 1601 nucleotides. It is a transcript of the gene dhrs4, whose product is annotated as dehydrogenase/reductase (SDR family) member 4. The record is from RefSeq and is a predicted model, not a curated record. NCBI's taxonomy places the organism in Eukaryota, Metazoa, Chordata, Actinopteri, Labriformes, Labridae. Gene Ontology annotation, molecular function: carbonyl reductase (NADPH) activity.